This is a messenger RNA of Gigantopelta aegis, 453 nucleotides long. RefSeq names its product actin-binding Rho-activating protein-like. The transcript has a single exon. The record is from RefSeq and is a predicted model, not a curated record. Gene Ontology annotation, biological process: positive regulation of Rho protein signal transduction. Bases 1 to 453 code for a protein of 150 amino acids. Lineage: Eukaryota; Metazoa; Mollusca; Gastropoda; Neomphalida; Peltospiridae. Gene Ontology annotation, molecular function: actin binding.
AUGUCUGCGCGAGGACACCGAAUGGCGGGAAAAAUUGCCUUGUGGCAAAACAAGGCAGACGAACAUAAGGAGAAACAGCUGAUUAACCCCUUUUCAGAAUGGGAAGGCGCAUCACAUCGAGCCAAACUUAGCAAGGAUGACAAAGAGUACGCCACGCCAGUGCCCGGAUCAUUCACGGAAAAACGCGGGAGAGAGGCAAGCAACCACAUUAGCAACGAAAUAAUACAACUGUGCCACGUGAUAGCUGAGCAUGGCACGCGCCAAGCAGACGGGACAUAUGUAGUGACUUUUGGUGAAUUAUUUGAAGCAUAUACAAGGAUCUCGAAUAAAUUAGUGGGGAUGUUGAUGAGAGCAAGAAAGCAAAAACUUCUCACCUUUGAAGGAGAAAUGUUGUUUCAAAGAAGGGAUGACGAUGUUAAAAUAACAGUUUUUACUGUACCUGACUGGAAUUAA